UUUUAAUUCAAUGACAAAUUAACAAAAGAGAGAAAGAGAGAGAUAGAGAGAGCGACAGUGAGAGGAGGAGGAGGAGGAGGAGGGAAACAUAAAGAUAAUCAUAAAAACAUUAGUAACUAUGUCAUUCAUAUACUAUUAUGGAUUAAAAUGAAUCAUUAUAUAUAGAUUAUUCAUAAUAUACUGAUAAUAAUUAAAGAGACCAAUAUUGAUUAUUUCAUUAAACAAUUACUUUAUAUCAAUAAUAUUUUAACUAUAAAUGGAUUCUGAUAAUCGUGUCAUAUUAAAUGUUGGCGGUAUAAGACAUGAAACAUAUAAAGCUACAUUAAAAAAGAUACCAGCAACACGUUUAUCAAAAUUAACUGAAGCUGUAGCUAAUUAUGAUCCAAUAUUAAAUGAAUAUUUUUUUGAUCGUCAUCCAGGUGUAUUUAAUCAAAUAUUAAAUUAUUAUCGUACUGGUAAAUUACAUUAUCCAACUGAUGUAUGUGGACCAUUAUUUGAAGAAGAAUUAGAAUUUUGGGGUUUAGAUGCUAAUCAAGUUGAACCAUGUUGUUGGAUGACAUAUACAUCACAUCGUGAAACUCAAGAAACACUUCAAAUAUUAAAUGAUUUAGAUUUAGAUACAGAAAGAAGAACUGAAGAAGAAUUAUAUUCAAAAUUUGGUUGGGAAGAUGCAUAUCAAUCUGGUAAAUUAACUUUAUGGCAAAGGUAUAAACCAAAAAUUUGGAUGUUAUUCGAUGAAUGUUAUUCAUCAUUAGGGGCAAAAAUUAUAGCUGUGAUCUCUGUAUUUUUCAUUGUUUUAUCAAUACUUUGUUUUUGUUUAAAAACAUCAUCUAAUCUUCGUAUACCAUUAUUAUAUAAUGAUUCAAUAUUCAUCAAAUCUAAUCAAUUAUUCACAGAUUAUGAAACAUCAUUUUCUUAUACACCUUAUUCAUCAUCAUCAUCAUCAUCGUCGUCGUCGUCGUCGUCAUCACCGUCGUCGUCAUCACCGUCAUCAUCAUCAUCAUCAUAUUCCCAUAUCUAUUCACAUAAUUCAUUGAAUAUAGAACCUUCAUGGACAAUACGUAAACGUAUCAUUAAAUCUCAUAUAUUAUUUAGUUAUAUAGAAUGUAUAUCAAAUGGAUGGUUUACAUUUGAAAUAAUAAUACGUUUUAUAGUAACACCAUGUAAAUUAGAAUUUAUUAAAUCACCUAUUAAUAUUAUUGAUUUAUUAGCAUUAUUAUCAUUUUAUGUUGAUUUAAUAUUAACUAAAAUUAUGUCAAAUGAAGCUAAUUAUGAAGCAUUAGAAUUUUUUUCUAUUAUAAGAAUUAUGCGAUUGUUUAAAUUAACCCGCCAUAUAGCUGGUUUAAAAAUUUUAAUACAUACAUUUCGUGCUAGUCUUAAAGAAUUAGUAUUAUUAGUAUUUUUUUUAAUGGUAUUUAUUGUGAUAUUUGCUGCAUUAAUGUAUUAUGCUGAACGUUUUCAAUAUAAUCCACAAAAUGAUUUUGUAUCUAUACCAGUUGGUUUAUGGUGGGCUAUUGUUACUAUGACAACUGUGGGUUAUGGAGAUCAAGUACCAAAAACAUAUUUAGGUAUGAUCGUUGGUGCAAUGUGUGCAAUUACUGGUGUUAUGACUAUUUCUCUUCCAGUUCCUGUGAUUGUAUCAAAUUUUUCACGUUUUUAUACACAUACACAAGCUCAAUCAAAACUACCAAAACGUAGAAGACGUAUAUUACCAGUUGAAGCAGUUCGACCAAAAACUUGUGGUCAAAUUACACAAUUUAAUACAUCAAUAAAAUUAAAAAAUAGUUUUGGUGUUAUACCACAUGGAUUAGUACGUAAUUUAAAUUCAUCAAAUGGUUCUCCUAUAAGAUUAUCAUCAACUGGUGAAAGAAAAAAUCUUUGCCCAGAUAUAACUUCUAAAAUAACAGAUAAUUCAUCUAAUGAACAAACUAUUCUUAAACCAUUAAUACCAAGACGUGAAGAAAUUCCAUUAUUACCUAAAGAGAACAUACCACAAUAUCAAACAUCUAUGAAUUGGCCUAAAUCAUCUAUUAUUAAAGAAACAUCAACUGGAUUCCUUUCACAAACAUCAUUAGAAACAAAUCGAUUAUACAUGAAUAAUGAAGGAAAAGAUCCAGUCACAUUAAAACAAUCAAAUAAACAUCAAUUAUUUGAUAAUAUAAUUGGUAAUACAACUAUAGUUAAUCGUAUAGAGGAUAAUGAAAAUGAUGAUGAUACUACUACUACUACUACUACUAAUAAUAAUAAUAAUAAUAAUAAUAAUAAUACUGAAGAUAUGAAAGAUAACAUUAAAAAUCAAUAUUUGCCAGCAUCAAAUAAUUUACUCGAGAAAAAUUAUAAAACAACAAAGAAUACUACUUAUAAUAGUAAUAUAAGUAGUAAAAAUAAUAAUGAUGAAAUUUCCUAUUCAAUAAAUACUAAAUUAUCAUAUAUCAAUUAUAAAACACCAUGUUUUUCAUUUGAUGAACAUAAUAAUAUAGAAGAGAAUUUUUUACCAUCGGAUAAUAGUUUAAAUCAAUUAGAAGAAUUAUUAACAUUACAUAAUGAUAACAGUAAUAAUUAUUAUGAAAUUACCCCACCCCGUUUAUCAUGUGUAUCUGGGGAUAAAUUAGAAAUGAAAUUUAUUACUGGUUCAAAUGCACCAAUAUAAUUUCUAUUGUAGAGUAUGGAUGUAUGUAUGUUUCUGUCUAUCCACCCAUCUAUCUAUCUAUCUAUCUAUC
Schistosoma spindalis is the source of this 2720-nucleotide messenger RNA. The record is from the annotation of a GenBank genome assembly. Lineage: Eukaryota; Metazoa; Platyhelminthes; Trematoda; Strigeidida; Schistosomatidae.